Messenger RNA from Racocetra persica, 303 nucleotides. The record is from the annotation of a GenBank genome assembly. Lineage: Eukaryota; Fungi; Glomeromycota; Glomeromycetes; Diversisporales; Gigasporaceae.
AAUAUUCAAAAACCUGUUCAAGUGGCUAUCCAAAAACUUGUUCAAAAGAAUAGAGACUAUAUUAGCCAAGAAGAGACAGACAAAUGGGUUAACCCAAAUGCCCAAAAACCUGGUGAACAUUUUAGAACAUGGGGAACACAACUACAAAAAAGAUGGAAAGAACUUGGUCUAGAUGAAUGUCUUAAAACAGAAGACUUGGAUGGCUGUAUGACUCUCUGUCAUGAUCUUGAACAAUACGAUCCAGAAGCAGUUAGACCACUAACAAAAGAGGAAUUAAAAGAAGAACAUGAAAAAAAAAAUUAG